AUCAUGAGUACAAAGUCAGAUCCACCACGAGCCUCGAGGAAUUGCCUCUACACCAGUUUGUGGGACUUCAGAGCUAUGACGGAGACAGAGCUCAGCUUCAAGGCAGGGGACCUCUUCCAGGUCAUGGAGAAGAAUGGAGAUUGGUGGUGGGCCAAGAAGUUAGGCACCGCUGGAAGGAACUGCGAGGAGGGUUAUGUCCCGUACAACUACGUGGCCAAGAAGGAGACGGUGGAAGCAGAACCAUGGUUUUUUGGGCAGAUCUCCCGUUCUGAAUCUGCACAUCGGCUGCUGUCUGCAGAAAACCAAACCGGGGCCUUUCUCAUCCGUAUCAGCGAGAAAAAAGGAGUGGAGUAUGUGCUGUCAGUACGAGAUGAGUCAAUGGUGAGGCACUACAAGAUCUUUCUCAACGGACAAGGGCAUUUCCACAUGAAUGCCACCCGGUCCUUUCCUGAUCUGCUGUCCCUUGUUGAGUAUUACAAAGAGAAGGGACUCACCCAUGGCCUGACUCUAACAAGCCCAUGUUACAAGCAAGAACCCAAGGCAAUGCCCCACUGGGAUGACUGGGAACGGCCGAAGGAGGAGUUCCGCCUGGUCAGGAAACUGGGUGCAGGAUACUUCGGAGAGGUCUACGAAGGAUACUGGAAGGACAAAGUCCGAGUCGCGGUCAAAGUGCUCCCCAAAACGGACCUAGCCUAUCAAACCACCUUCAAGAAUGAAAUUGAGGCCAUGAAGAAGCUGAGACAUAAAAACAUCCUCUCGCUCUACGCCAUCUCUUCCACCGGGGAUCCCGUUUACAUCAUCACAGAGAUCAUGAGCAAAGGAAAUCUGCUAGACUUACUUCGAGAUUCCAAAGAGGAGUCUCUCAAAAUGGUGGAGUUGGUUGACAUGGCCUCCCAAGUGGCUGAUGGGAUGUGCUACUUGGAGUCACAAAAUUUUGUCCACCGAGAUCUGGCUGCCAGGAACAUUCUGGUGGGAGAGAACAACAUCUGCAAAGUGGGAGAUUUUGGGAUGGCCAGGCUUAUCAGGGAUGACAUUUACCUCUCAUACUCUCACAACGUUCCCUACAAAUGGACGGCACCAGAGGCUCUUUCCCACGGUCGCUAUUCCGUCAAAUCUGACGUCUGGUCAUUUGGAGUCCUCCUGUACGAAAUUGUCACCCUUGGCCAGAACCCGUAUCCAGGUAUGACCAACAGUGAAGUUUUCACGCACGUCCAAAAGGGUUUCACGAUGGAUUGUCCUUCCCAGUGCCCCCGUAAGAUAUACAACAUCAUGUGUAAAUGCUGGAGACUUAAUCCAGAAGAAAGGCCUGAGUUCCAGCAACUGUGGGGGCUGCUCCAGAGUUUCACUCACUACGAGAACCCGGAAUGA
Heteronotia binoei (common prickly gecko) is the source of this 1368-nucleotide messenger RNA. It is a transcript of the gene PTK6, whose product is annotated as protein tyrosine kinase 6. Gene Ontology annotation, molecular function: signaling receptor binding; non-membrane spanning protein tyrosine kinase activity; ATP binding. Bases 4 to 1368 code for a protein of 454 amino acids. The record is from RefSeq and is a predicted model, not a curated record. NCBI's taxonomy places the organism in Eukaryota, Metazoa, Chordata, Lepidosauria, Squamata, Gekkonidae. Gene Ontology annotation, cellular component: extrinsic component of cytoplasmic side of plasma membrane. The transcript has 8 exons. Gene Ontology annotation, biological process: innate immune response; cell surface receptor protein tyrosine kinase signaling pathway; protein phosphorylation.